AUGGCCACGCUCCAUAGCCGUGUCGUGUCAAUACAGCCCGAUCCUGUUGGCAUCGAUGGCUCCGAUUCUGCAAAUCAUGCGGGCUACGACCCCAAAGAACGCCAGAUGAUUCAGGGGCUCUCUCAACGGCUUCAAGUCCUCAGAGGGAUGAGCCACAAUCUUGGAGAUGGUAUCAAGGAUACCACUGCAGCUUAUGAGCAGCUUCCAGAUGAAGCGCUUACCAGGCCCCCAUCCCAAACGGACUGUGAAACUCGCUGGAAGGCAGCCCAGACAACGUUGAGGAUUCUGACCAGUUCCGCCGCCAACAUAAGGACUAUAUUGAUUGGCUUGGGUGUGCCACACUCUGCAGAGUUUGAAAGUGCUAUGAACGAGGUGCCUCGUCAGGUAACAGACUCCCAGACUGAUCAACUGGUCGCUGGACAUCAAGAAGAGUUCGUCAAUCUUCAAAAUGAAGUUAAAACCCUUCGUGGCGAUCUUAAAAAGGCCGAAACCACGAUCGACACCCUUGGUCAAGAGUCAAGGAGUCAUGAAACCAAAGUAUGGCAUGAUGACAAGCAAAUAUUGCAAGCAGACGUCAAAGCCUGGAGAGACAAGGCAAGAGAGCUUGAAUCCGAUAAGGAAAAUGUUGCACAGAGCCUGAAUGAAGCACUUGGUAGUUCAAGAACCAUGAACUCCAAGUUGGAAGACGCUGAAAAGAAGCUAUCAGCCCAUAGUGCAAUUAAGCAAACAAGGGAUCGGCUGCAAGAGGAGCUCAAAGCCAAGGUCCUUGAGUUUUAA
Molecule: messenger RNA, 777 nt
Organism: Fusarium poae
Lineage: Eukaryota; Fungi; Ascomycota; Sordariomycetes; Hypocreales; Nectriaceae
Exons: 2
Coding region: 1-777 (258 amino acids)
Source: RefSeq, a predicted model, not a curated record